AUGCAUUGCCGCGCGGGUAGCGGUCAACCUGCUUCCCGGCGGAGUGUGCGCGAAGAGGUGUCGCAGGAGAAGCGUCGAGCAGGUGUUGACUACGACGACGAAUUCAAUAAGGGUGUGCAGCGCUUGAACGAAGCACGGGCAGCUGAAGCGGCCAAGCCAGCGGCAGCUCAUACACGAGCUCGUGUGAUUCAGCAGAAGGCCCUCUCCCAGCUUCGUGAGCCAGAUCAGCGACAGAGGUCACCGUUGGUGGGCCUCCGGUGGAAGGUGAUCAAGUAUCAGGAAUCGCGAGAUGCAGAGCGCAAAAAGUUGCAGGCGAUUCUGGAAAGCCAAGCGGAGUCCAGGAUGGUAUCCUUUGAAGAUCCCACGAGGACCAGGCUGGUGCCUGGAUGGCCGGUUGAGGGCGCUGAUGGCCAACAGCAUCAGUGGUACAGGUCCCUUCUUGAACAGAUCCGGAGACAGCUGGAGACGGGAGAUGCUUCCAAGGCCAUGUACGUCUUGCUAGACUCUGUGAAGUCGGUGUUGGACGAGGGAGCUGAGUUUGAAGCCGACGACUUCUGGCAGUGUGUCUCUGAUUUGCAAGCUGACGAUGUGACUGUUGCCAUGGCAUCCCUGCUUGGAUCAGUGAUUCGCGGCGUUCGCGGCCUGAAUGGUCCGUUGGUGGUGCGAGCCCUGCAGCAACAGUGCGGCGACUUGAACCCGGAGGUGGCCGAGGUGUUGAACGCGCAGUAG
Messenger RNA from Symbiodinium sp. CCMP2592, 729 nucleotides. The record is from the annotation of a GenBank genome assembly. NCBI's taxonomy places the organism in Eukaryota, Dinophyceae, Suessiales, Symbiodiniaceae.